Peromyscus californicus insignis is the source of this 4252-nucleotide messenger RNA. RefSeq names its product potassium channel tetramerization domain containing 7 (gene Kctd7). The transcript is spliced from 4 exons. Bases 814 to 1683 code for a protein of 289 amino acids. Gene Ontology annotation, biological process: protein homooligomerization. Lineage: Eukaryota; Metazoa; Chordata; Mammalia; Rodentia; Cricetidae. The record is from RefSeq and is a predicted model, not a curated record. Gene Ontology annotation, molecular function: protein binding.
CCGGCUCAAGUGUUUCCUCUAUGGCUGGACCAGACCUUUAACAAUCAGGGCGGGGCUAAGUCGCACUCUACCAAUAGCAGGAGGCGGCCGGGUCAGGCCAGAGAUGCUCCCUGCGCUGUGAUCGCUGAGGAAAGACAAGUCCGCGCAGAGAAACCGCUGCCCUAGGUAAGCGGCCUGGACCGAGAGGGAGGCAGCGCUGCCCGUUAGUCAGAGAGCCAAUCAGAGUGGAACAAGCCAAGCCAACGACCAACAGCCACCCCGCCUCGAGGCCAAACGUAUCUCUCCUCUGAUUGGGCGAUGUCCGUGCCAAUCACAGCGGGAGCCACGAAAUCUCGGCCAAUAGCAAGAAGCGCCCGGCUCCGAUUUGCGGCGCCGGGUCCACGCGGUGGUUGCGAUCGAGGUCGGCGCUUGGUGAUCACCUCCCCUUAAGCCAAACCCCCGGAGCAGGCCGGCGUCGCGCGCGCUUGUCAGUCAGAGAGCCAAUCAGAGUUGGGUAAGCCCGCGGCCCCUGCGGCUGCAGGCCGAACUGUUUCCUCUGUGAUUGGGCGAGCCGCCUGACAAUCAGGGCGGAGCCAGCGAAGGCUCGGCCAAUAGCAGGAGGCGGCCAGGUCAGCCCUGCGACUAACUGUAGGCGCGGUGGUCGUUAGACUGUUGGGAGGCUGCACCCACGACACCCUACCUGCGCGCAGGCCCUCGGCGUCUAGCGCCCGCCGGCGGCCCAUCUCGUCAUGUCAGGCCCUGCUUGGAUUUAGUUCUUCAGGCCUCCGCCCACCCGCCUACCCGAAGCCGCGCCCACCGCCCAGAGCCAGAGGGAUGGUGGUAGUCACCGGGCGGGAGCCAGACAGCCGUCACUCGGACGGUGCCAUGUCCAGCUCCGAAGCCGAAGACGACUUCCUGGAGCCGGCCACUCCUACGGCCACGCAGGCGGGGCACGGGCUGCCCCUGCUGCCCCAGGAGUUUCCUGAGGUCGUCCCCCUUAACAUUGGAGGGGCUCACUUUACCACACGCCUGUCUACCCUGCGGCGCUAUGAAGACACCAUGCUGGCUGCCAUGUUCAGUGGGCGACAUUACAUCCCCACAGACUCCGAGGGCCGGUACUUCAUUGACCGAGAUGGCACACACUUUGGAGAUGUGCUGAACUUCCUGCGGUCGGGGGACCUGCCACCCCGGGAGCAUGUGCGGGCUGUGCACAAAGAGGCCCAGUACUAUGCCAUCGGGCCCCUCUUGGAGCAGCUAGAGAACAUGCAGCCUCUAAAGGGCGAGAAGGUGCGCCAGGCCUUUCUGGGGCUCAUGCCUUAUUACAAAGACCAUUUGGAGCGGAUCGUGGAGAUUGCCCGGCUGCGCGCAGUCCAGCGGAAGGCCCGCUUUGCCAAGCUCAAAGUCUGUGUCUUCAAGGAAGAGAUGCCCAUCACCCCCUAUGAGUGUCCACUCCUCAACUCCCUGCGCUUUGAGCGGAGCGAGAGUGACGGACAGCUCUUUGAGCACCACUGUGAAGUGGACGUGUCUUUCGGGCCCUGGGAGGCAGUGGCUGAUGUGUAUGACCUGUUGCACUGUCUGGUCACGGACCUGUCAGCCCAGGGCCUCACAGUGGACCACCAGUGCAUCGGGGUGUGCGACAAGCACCUUGUCAACCACUACUACUGCAAACGCCCCAUCUAUGAGUUCAAAAUCACAUGGUGGUGAGCAGUCCUGCUAGGCAAGGGUCCCAUGAAGGAGGCUGUCCGUCCAUCCUCUUGGGUGGCUCUGGGAGUCUGAUCCCCAGAGGAGCUGCUGACUGUCCCAGAACCUGCUGAGGUGAGGACAGAGCGCCGAGGCACAGAUGCAGAGGCUCGGGUGCUGCUGCCGUCUCCCUGGCUCCGCUACCUUGGGGACUCAGUCUGCUCUCACCUGGUCUUUUCCUCGAGGCAUGGCGGCGGUCUUCACUGGAGGCCACGGGACCUAGUGAGGACGUCACUGGGAGUCCAGAGAGGUUUGAUACCUUCUUGACACCGUGCAGGAGUGCUUCUGCCCAUGUGAGAGCCGUGUCACUGAAGGAGGUGUCACCACUUUCUCACCCCGUCCGAACAUUCCUGUGCUCGGUGUGUUAGUCGGAAUAAGGAGUGCGGUAGGGGAUUUACCCAAGUAUCACCCUGUAGCCCUGGCCAAAGAAGAGAGAGUCCCUUCCCUCCCAGUGUGCUCCUUGCUCCUCGGUGCCUGAAGCACCUUGUCUUAGUGUGGAAAGAUACAUCCUGUGCUCCCAGAACAUACCUGUCACCUUCUCUUGGAGAUUAACCACCGCUGCCAAAGCCAUGUACCAGUUGGGCCUUAGAAAAAAACAAACAAACACAAUGUUUACAGCCCUGCCCUGGGGCUUUGGCUUUACCUUCCUUGCAGAGUCAUUCUCUCACAGGACUGACGAUUCCCCCAGUCAGGCAGACACCGAGUCUAGAUCUCUUGACAUGUAGCAUCCCUCUCGGGGGCCGAGAGCACGGCCCGCUGCCAAGUCUUGUGUUAGGAUCCAAUGUGGUGGACCUCCGGAAGGGACACCCUCUUUCUUUGGUAUUGUUUCUUCAGGGUCGGGGGCCGAGGAACAUAAGUCCUGGGUUGGAGGCGCAGCCGUCCUGGGGGCUGAAGGUGAUGGAAGUAGACUUAUGUGUUCUACUUCCUGUUUCAGAAAGAGAAAACAGUCCACAAUAACUUCUUUCUCUUCAGCCAAGGUGCAGCAUGGAUCCCCUAAAGAGAGAGUAGUGUAGCUCUCCUCUGAGAGCAUUGCAUGUCCAGGCUGCACAGUGGGUAAUCAUGGGUGUCCUUGACCAUUCCUGGAUAGUAUUUUCCUUUUAAUUCAACUUUUUUUUUAAUGUAAGGAGUUGUAAGGGCAGCACCACCAAUAUCAGUCUUGUAGGAUCAGAGUGGUCCAGUGAGGCACUGGGGGGUUAAGAGCAUCCAUGUGCUUCAGAGAACUAGAAGGCCAAGGCCUGGGCACUGAGCUAAAUUCCUGUGCGCCAUAGGUGGAGGGCAGUGGCUUCCCCAGGCUCUGGUAGAAACACCUUGUUUUUGAAUUUGUGUUUUACUCUGAGUGUAACAGAGGUAGAGACUGAGGUCCAAGAGGGAGUGAGAAGCAGUCAUCUUCCAGGAUGCCUGCUCUCUCUGUUCUCCUCAGCAAAUAAUAGCAUCUUCUGGGGUGCUGAUGCCCCUGCUUGGCGCUUAGCCCGACACUAUGGCUCUGGCCUUGUCGUAGCAAAGAGGUUCUUUAUUUAAAUAGACUUUAUUUCUGUUUUUCCGACAGGGUCUCAUGUAGCCCAGGUUGGCCUCAAAUUAGCUGUAUAGCUAAGGAUGGCCUUAUAUUCUUGACCUUCCUGCCUCUACCCCUGCCCCCCCCCAGUGCUCUGGGGGGUAUAGGCAUGUCCCACCACACCUGGCUCUGUGUUCCUUUCUUUUUUAAUAGCUAGUGAAGCCCACCAUUGAGGAUGAUGUCCAUAGGAGUAGAGAGCCGACAGGUAAGCCUGGGGCUUUUAGGAACUGGGCCUGGGGCUCUUUCCAUUCCUGCUGUAGAGUCCUUCAAUGCUUGGAACUUUAGAGUCCACAGACAGAAGACAGAGAAAACGGAUCUGCUCCAAAACCAGGCCCAGACUGCUUGCUUAAGGUCACAAGGAUUCUGGGUAAAGACAUUGUCUCUGUGACUUGCUGGAGACACUUUUUCCGUCCCCUCUUUUAUUCUCAGGAUGACAUGUUUUGUGUCAUUGUGACGAGAAUGCUCCAGGCCACUGGAACAGGCAGAGGAGGGGCACUCAAUAACCAGCUCAGAAUCCCCUCCCCUUUCAAUUCCUUUUUUUUUUUUAAUAGUUGACUUGAUGUUUGCAAUAUUAGGGCAGACCAUGUGAUGAAUCUUCGUGUGUGUGUGUAUGUGUGUUUUUUAAUAACAAAACCCUUUGCAUUUUUAAGCCAGUGACUUCUGUACUUUCUUGCAGCACAGAAACUUUUCUUUGUACUAAAAAAUAUAUUUAUUAUAAUCACAAUUCUUCCUUGACUAGUGAAAUAGAAAUAUGGAAUAUAAAAUAAAGCAAUAUAUAUUGGGAUCUGGGAUGUGGUUUCAUGAUAGAAGACCUACCUACUAUGCACAAGGCCCUGGGUUCCCUCCCCAGCACCACCAAAAAAAAAAAAAAAAAACAGUAUCAUGUCACAGUGUAUCUUUGCUGUAUGGGCCUCUACACUCACUUUCUGCUCACCUCUCUUGGGGCUUUUCUUAAAUGAAAUAAAAGAAUUCAUCAGCCUG